Molecule: messenger RNA, 1479 nt
Organism: Lactuca virosa
Lineage: Eukaryota; Viridiplantae; Streptophyta; Magnoliopsida; Asterales; Asteraceae
Source: the annotation of a GenBank genome assembly
AUGCUUCUCAGGAGGGAGGGCGAAACAGGGCCAAUGGUAAUUUCACUUCACUGUGCUAUCUUUGUUUUCAUUAGUUCAGAAAUCUAUCUGCUAGAGAACUCAACUGGAGCAUCAGAACUAAGCACUCAUCAAGGUGGGAUAUCAGAGCUUGAACAAAUGGUGAAACAGUUGACCUUUACAAGGUCUGAAACCCAACGCUUGAUGGCGUUGUUGCAAUCAAGAACCAUCGAGGAGUCACCAUCUCCUCUUUUAAGGCUUGAAACAUCAACAACAAACGGCUCACUGAAAAACCAUGGAGACGAAAGGGACAACUUCCAUGCUUCUGAUGUCGGUUCAAGAGUUCUUGAAGAGCAGAUUGCUUCACAUUCUGAGAUUGUAACAGACCUUCCAAAAACACUAAUGGUUUCACUACAACACCCAGCGACUAUGGAGAAUCUCCCAGGGGAGGUUUUAGUAAACAUAUUUAUCCGCUUAUUUGCCAAACAACUUGCUCAAAUGAGAUCUGUCUCCAAAUCUUGGAAUGCUCUUUUAUCUCAAUCCUCCUUUGUAAAAUCCCACCUCCAUCGUUCCAUCCAUAACAACGAUCAAAUUAUCUUGGUCUUCUAUCGCUCUUCACCAUUCACAGCACACCCAUGUCGAUUCCCCCAUCUCGAACUCACUAAUUUCAUCAAACUUCCAGUUAACCCCCGAUUUGAAUAUACAAAGAGCAUCAAAGUUAUUGGUGCUGUUAAUGGCUUAAUAUGCUUUGCAGAUGGUGAUUAUAUGAUUCACAUCUGGAACCCUUCUCUAUCUGCCAUGUUAACUCUCCCGCCAUAUACCAUACCCUGCAAUGAGAAUAAUUCUAGCGAAAUCUAUUUACGGUUUGGCUUUGAUCCCAAAACAGAUGAUUACAAAGUUGUCAAACUUACAGGCCUUACUGAACCACCCAUAUAUCUCGUUAACCGGUGGCUGCAAGUUGAGAUAUAUAGCAUGAGAAGGGGUUCAUGGGAGUUGAUCACUGCAAGGUUUCCCUCGCACAUCACAAACAUUAUUGAUGGCGAUUGUGUUUGUGCAGAUGGCCAUGAUGGCCAUCUUCAUUGGCUUGGCUAUAUUGGUAAGACGUAUGAUUCAGAAAGGAUAGUGGCAUUUGAUUUGGGUUCAGAGACAUUCCGUGAGAUACCUCUUCCAGAUUCUACAGUUGAUGACUAUCGCUCAAACGAUUUAGGAGUUUUAUCCAGAAAGCUUUGUGUGACAUCACGGCUUCUUCUCAACGAAGGAUACGAGUUUAUUGGUGGUUCAUAUCCAUUUGGAUUCACAUCACACAAUGUGUUUGUUAUUGAAGAGGAUAAUCGUCUUGUUUUGUACGAUCCAGUUGCGGAACAGGCUAAAAUCUUGGGGCCACGCUAUUCGGAAAAAUCUGGCGCAGAUAAAGUUGUGGAGUAUGUGGACAGUCUUGUUUGGUUAACACCUCCCGAGUGUGAGAUAGUGGAUGGUGCGUGA